ACAGCACGCAUGACUGUGCAUGAACCGAGCUGGUUAAGCAAGACAGACGCCUCGAUUCUGCUGGAUCAAAUACUUAAAUUAGAUUCCUGUGAGUCAUCGCUGCACACUGCGCGGAGGGGUGAACUCGUCAGACCACGUUAACGACUCGUACCGCGAGAAAGCCCGAGAACAUGGAAACAAGACAACAAAAAUAAAUUUGUGGACAACAAGCCAGUGUGCAUGAUGGCGGCGUCCCUACUGCUGCGCCGGGACAAGAAAGCCACAGCCGCCCACUUGAAGGCAGACUUGAAUCGGGCUGACAAUAGCUCCGGGGUCCGACAGCUCCAGGAGCUGCUAGACACUGUGCUAAAUCCCGAAACACCAGCUGCGGACACCGAGGCUCUGGACUGGUGUAAAUGUCUCAUUGCAGGAGGCGAAGGUUUCGAGGAGUUCUGCAAAACCGUCCGGUCCUACGACAACGCGACUCUGUGCGGCUUGGUGUGGACCGCGAACUUCGUGGCGUAUCGAUGCCGGACCUGCGGCAUCUCCCCGUGCAUGUCCCUGUGUGCCGAGUGUUUCAACAACGGAGACCACACGGGCCAUGAUUUCAACAUGUUCAGGAGCCAGGCUGGCGGGGCCUGUGACUGUGGAGACAGUAAUGUCAUGCGAGAGAGUGGGUUUUGCAGACGGCAUCGGUUGAGAACCGGGGAGAAUCUCCCCUCAAUACCUCGAGACCUUCUCUUGAUGUCAGAGAUGGUUCUUCCUCACUUCAUCCUCUGUAUCAUACAGUAUCUGAGAGACGGAUACGUUGAACCAGACACCUCGACUGAGCGAGAUCUGCAGAAGGUCCUGCAGCAGCUGGAACCUCAGAUCUCCUUCCUGGAGGAGCUCACCAAGAUGGGAGGCGCAAUGAGGACUGUCCUGACAAAGAUCUUGACCAAUCAGCAAACAUUCAAGGAGUUGAGCAUGGGCCAAGAGGAGAAUUUGUAUGCUAAAAAGAACUAUGACAAGUAUCUGUCAGCCUUGCAGAAUUCAGGUCUGGUGUCUGUGGAGGAAAAAGCCCAAGCUGCUGCUGCUACUGCUGAUGUCACAGUGGGUGCUGAAGGGGGUGCAGGAGCAAUGGUCCUAUUGGGAACCACCGCACCAGAGAGCCCAGAUGAGUCGAGUAAAGAGGAGGACCAAGAUGCAGGACAGUCUGUUGGACAGAGGAAGCGGGUGAAGCUGAGCAGCAGUACCAAAGACCAGUGUAUUAUUGAAACUCUGAAGCACAAGUGCUUUCUAGAGGAGUUGCUGUUUUGGACAAUAAAAUACGAGUUUCCUCAGAAGAUGGUCACUUUCCUACUAAACAUGUUGCCAGAUCAAGAUUACAAGAUCACAUUUACAAAAACAUUUGUUCAGCAUUAUGCGUUCAUCAUGAAAACACUGAUGAAAAGCCACGAGUCAGACACCAUGUCCAACCGCAUUGUACAUAUUAGUGUGCAGCUGUUCAGCAACGAGGAGCUGGCUCGACACGUGACGGAGGAGUGUCAUUUGCUGGACAUCAUGGUCACAGUCCUCCUCUACAUGAUGGAGAGUUGCCUUAUUAAAAGUGAACUUCAGGAUGAGGAGAACAGUCGCCAUGUUGUGGUGAACUGCAGUGAAGCUCUGUUGAAGAACAACACCUACUGGCCGUUAGUUAGUGAUUUUAUUAACAUCCUCUCUCACCAAAGUGUAGCAAAAAAGUUCCUCGAGGACCAUUCAUUGUUGAUGCUGUGGAUGAGCUUCGUGUCAUUUUUCCAAGGCAUGAACCUGAAUAAGCGGGAGUUGACUGAACAUGUGGAAUUUGAGUCUCAGACGUACUAUGCAGCGUUUGCAGCAGAGCUCGAGGCCUGUGCGCAACCAAUGUGGGGCCUCUUGACACACUGCAAAGUCAAAGAGACGCAGGAAUACAGUAAAACGGUGGUACGCUACUGCUUGGAGACCUUGCAGAUCUGGUUCGAUUCCAUUGGCUUUAUUGACGAGCCUGCUCCAAAUCAAGUGACAUUUCACCUGCCACUGCACCGGUACUAUGCCAUGUUCCUCAGCAAGGCUGUAAAGUGCCAAGGCCUGGACCUGGAUAGCCUUCUGCCUGACCAAGAGAUUCUGAUGAAGAUCAUGGUGCAUCCGCUCCAAAUCCAGGCAUCCCUGUCAGAGAUCCACAGCAACAUGUGGGUCAGGAAUGGUCUGCAGAUCAAGGGACAGGCCAUGACCUACGUGCAAUCCCACUUCUGCAACUCCAUGAUCGACCCAGACAUCUAUCUGCUCCAGGUUUGUGCAUCAAGACUAGAUCCUGACUACUUUAUCUCAAGUGUUUUUGAGAGGUUCAAAGUGGUCGACCUGUUGACCAUGGCGUCCCAGCAUCAGAACGCCGUGUUGGACUCUGAGCAGGAGAGGCCGAUGCUUGAAGGAGCGCUGACCUUCUUGGUCAUAUUGACGAGCCUUCGUGUUCAUUUGGGGAUGACGGAUGAUGAGAUCCUUCGGGGUGAAAUGGUCUCGCAGCUGUGUAUGAAUGACCGUACACACAGCGCGCUGUUAGACCUUAUUCCUGAGAAUCCCAACCCAAAGAGUGGUAUUGUUCCGGGGAGUUGUAGUUUCGAGGAGAUGCUCUCUGCUGUGGCUGACUUCAAAGCACCGGUGUUCGAGCCUGGAGGCUCCAUGCAGCAGGGCAUGUACACACCAAAAGCGGAGGUGUGGGAGAAGGAGUUUGACCCCAUCAUGGUCGUCCUCAGAACGGUCUAUCGGCGUGACGUCCAGUCAGCAAUGGACAGAUACUCUGCAUUCUUAAAACAGUCCGGCAUGCACACCGGCAACCCAUGGCCACCUUACAAGGAGAGGACCGCUCUGCAUCCGUGUUACAAAGGCCUAAUCAGGCUGUUGCACUGCAAGACGCUGCACAUCGUGAUAUUCACUCUCCUGUACAAGAUAUGGAUGGAUCAUUCAAACAUGUCGGAGCAUGUGCUGUGCAUGGUGCUGUACCUGAUCGAGCUGGGCUUGGACAACCAGGUUCAAGACAACAAGGAGGAUGAGGAGCCUUGCAUUGAGGAGCACUGCCAUGACAGCUGGUUCCCUGGCACAAACCUGCUCUCCAAUCUGCAUCAUGUCAUCAACUUUGUGAGGGUUCGUGUUCCUGAAACGGCCCCUGAAGUGAAGAGAGAGGCCCCUCCUAGCACCAGCACUGAAGCGUCUUCUUAUGGCCAGACCUCCAGACGUCUUUCAGGGAAUUGGAGAGAGAACCUGCGUGAAGCUCAGGUGUUCAGCCUCGUAGCGGAGCGGAGGAGGAAGUUCCAGGAGAUCAUCAACCGCAGCAACACCGAAGCCACCCAGGUUGUGAGGCCCAAGAGCUCCUCGACGCGCUGGGUCCCACCGGGCACACCCCCGCAGCUGGUGACGGAGAUCCUGGAGAUCCGGGAGAGCAUGUUGUCCCUCCUCAUCAAGCUCCACCAGAAGUUGUCGUCCAAGCAAAACUCCCUGUCCGAAACGUGGCUGGAGGACAUGGACACGAGCCGCCACACUCACGGAGACGGCAUCACGGCCAUCGAGCGCAUCCUCACCAAGGCGGCCGCGCGCAGCUGCCAGAUCAAGCGUAGCAUCCAGGACAUUUGUGGAAAGGUGUGUCCUCCUGUGCCACCGAAGAAGAACAGUCCCGCUGACAAGAAAACCAUGGAUAAGGAAGAGAGACGUCAGAGAGCAAGAGAGAGACAACAGAAGCUGCUCGCUGAAUUUGCCUCCAGACAGAAGAGUUUCAUGGAAACAGCCAUGGAUGUUGAAUCCCCUGACACUGAGGCAGCCAUGGACCUGGGAGGGUCUGAAGUGAUGGAGUCUGAGGUUCUGUAUGACUGCGUGAUCUGUGGCCAAAGCGGACCAUCCACCGAGGAUAGACCCACCGGCCUGGUAGUUCUCCUCCAAGCAUCCUCAGUGCUCGGACACCGCUGCCAAAGCAAAGAGGCUAAGAAGCUACCGACUAGUGACGAAGAGCACAUCUACGCUGCGGACACGUGCGGAGUGGCUCAUGAUGUCCGGCUCACGCUCAUGCAAAGCUUCUUCAAAGAUAGCUCUUGUCUGCAGUCUGUGUCGAUAGGUUGGGACGGGGGCGUCUACGUUCAGACCUGUGGACACACUCUGCAUAUCGAUUGCCACAAGUCAUACAUGGAGUCUCUGAGGAAUGACCAGGUCCUCCAGGGUUUCUCUGUUGACAAGGGUGAGUUUACGUGCCCGCUGUGUCGACAGUUUGCCAACAGUGUUCUUCCCUGCCGCCCCGGGCGGGGCACAGAGGCUGGUGCCUGGCACACGCCCACAAACAAGAAGACGUUUGUGCUUGUCAAGGAGGUGCAAGAUCUUCAGGAGAAACUUGGCCCUUUCACGACAGAAUCCAACUUGAGUAAAGAGAUGGAGCUGGUUAUCAAAGACAUCAAGAAUACCACCCAGAAGAAGUACAUGGACUACGGCAAGAACCCCGGCUCCCCCGACAAUGAUUUCCUCUUCAUGUACUCUGUGGCAAGGACCAACCUGGAGUUGGAACUUGUGCACCGGGGAGGAAAUUUGUGUUCUGGAGGGGCCAGUGCAUCCGCCAAACGCUCGUGUCUCAAUCAGCUGUUCCAUGUGCUGGCCAUGCACAUGCGUCUGUACAGCAUCGAUUCAGCCUACAACCCCUGGACUAAGCUGACUCAGGUUUUACAAGCCCGAGAGGCAGAUGGCUUUGAAGACGAGAGGCCCGAGGUACCCAUGCUGUUUCGGGACAUCCCGUCCCUCCUGAUUAUCUUUGUGCUAACAAUGCCACAGCCUCUGCGGAAAGAGCACUUCACCUGUGUGGUGAAGAUGCUGUACAACCUGCAGUUCACCCAGGCUCUGGCUGCACUCUCAACCAAGUUCAGCCCAGAAGAACGGCAGGCCUGGAGCACAUCUGGAGCACUCAAGAAGAAUGUCGCAAAUGCCGAGACGUCGUUCGAAGCGCUGCUCAGUCACAUUAUCGGUGAGCUCUCUGAGGACAAGAGUGUCUACAAGGUGAAAACUGAAGAGACGUCGAUGCUGAGCUCCAGUGUGUGGUCUCCACAGUCUAUCGAGUUCAGCCUUCAGCAGUUCUGUCUGCCCUUCUUGCGACUCUCGUGCCUCCUGCAGCAUCACCUCUACGGAGACAACCUAACUGGCUGCCCGGAGGAGGAGGAGUUCGUGUCCUUGGCUGUGUGUUUGGAGCUCUUACCCUCGGCCCCUCAGCCUUCCAAAAUCGUGCACAGUGCCUGGUGUCUGAAUUGGGCGGUCAGCGCCUUUGGCUUGGUGACACAGUGGUGCACUGAGGUCACAGGGCUCACUCAGAUGCAGGCAGAGCAGUCAUUGACAUUGCUUGUCCAGGAACCUCAGUGGACAGCCCCCCGCCUUCUCCAGCUGCCCGACAACUACAAUAUCAUCUUCCAGUACUAUCACAGGAAGGCCUGCACCGCCUGUAAGAAGGUGCCAAAAGACCCCGCCCUCUGCCUCGUUUGUGGCGCCUUCGUCUGUCUCAAAGGCGUGUGCUGCAAACAGCAGGGUAUCUGUGAAUGUGUGUUGCACUCCCAACAUUGUGGCGCAGCUACAGGCAUCUUUCUACUGAUUAAUGCCUCAGUCAUCAUCAUCAUCCGUGGACAUCGUUUCUGCCUGUGGGGUUCUGUUUACCUUGAUGCCCACGGAGAGGAGGACCGUGAUUUACGCCGUGGCAAGCCUCUCUUCUUAUGUGAGGAGAGGUAUCGAGUGUUGGAGCAGCAGUGGGGUUCACACACCUUCGAUCACAUCAAUAAGCGUUGGGGGCCUCACUAUAAUGGACUCUAAGAUCUUCCAAAGUCCACUGAAAACAGCAACCCGUGACGGAGAAUUUUUUUCUUGUUUUGUUUUUUUUUGUUUUUUUUCUAGCUUAUGUGUCUGCCUCGAUCAAAAUAUUCGAGGACUCUUAACGUGAUAAACACAAACAUCCCAGUGAGGGUAUUGCUGCCACAGCCUUGGUUUAUGUGAAGUUUGGUGUACAAUCAUACCUAAAGAUUAACACGUGUGUGUGUGUGUGUGUGUGUGUGGGUGUGUGUGUGUGUGUGUAUGUGUAUGUGUUUAAGUGAUUUUUUUUUUUUUUUUUUUUGUGUGGUUUUCAACAGGGAAAAACAGAAUUCGGUAAGAUCAAAGUGAAAAGCACAACUUUGCCCAGAAAUUCAAUUGGUGUGGAACAUAUUCAUUCGGGUUAAAAAUAAAAAAUAAAAAAUCAAGUGCUGAUUGUCCCUGCAAAGUUUGAUUACUUUUUGCACCAUUUACGAUGACGUUAAAUGCAUAUCCCUUUUUAUUUAUCGAAAUGUGCUCUGCUGUGCUGGCAUGAGUUUCGGGCUCCUGACGAGUGUAGCGAUGUUAUUGCAAUGUGCACUCAUUAUCUGCAGACAUGUGAGGGUAGGCAGGACAAGUCCACCCAUCAACACACGAGAGUUUUUUUGCAAACAAGCAAAGGCUCUUUUUAUGGGUCUAGUUGCAAUCCAUCCUCAGGAAUUUCUUUUGUGUUUGCUGUUUAAAAUACGUUUUUAGAUAUUUAAAUAAAUGCUGCUGCUCAUUGUUCAAGUAAGUAAUUUUAACUUUUGUGAAGAUUUUUUUUCCUUUUUUUUUUUCUAUGGUUGUGCUUUGAGUUUAUGGAAGAUGGCUUGGAAUGUUGACUCAAACUCACUUUAAUGUUUAAGGGAGGUCUGCGUUCACCUCACUGCGCUCACUACAGAUCUCGGUGUCCCGCCCCAUCGGGCAGCGCUUUCUCUUCCUGGUUGGUUCUGAAGAAGAAACUCUGUAACACAGCUAAAGCUACAAACCUGUCAAUGAUCGAUUCCUUGUCAUCACGCCACAAAACGCCACAAGUCAAAAGAAUUUAAGUAGCAUACAUUCUUAAGAGAAAAAAAGUCAUUGCACUGAUAUGGUGUUCUGCUGCGCUGGCAAAACUGAACACCAUGACAGCAGAAAUGUUUUAUUGGCUUCUGUCAAGUUUUCUCCAGAAACUCUUGUGAAAUUCAGUGACAUUCAAGUUGCUUUUGAGAAGAAAUGUCAAUACUCUUCACCCGUCUGUGAUGACAAAAUACGUUUUUCCCUUUUUAUGCUCUUGAUUGUCGAGUCCUAGCUGCAGUACGGAGCGUUUAUUGUGAUGACUAUCCCUUACUCAUGCGUCAUCUAGCCGUGAUUAAUAGUUGCAUUCCAACAUAAAAUUGUCAGAUUUGAGUACACUGUGCAUGAUGUCCUUUUUAAAGCCACCAUUCGUUAAGUUAGCUACUUGAUUUUUUUUUUUGAUUAUCUUUUUGUUUCUUGGAGAGGAAAUUGAUCCAGCUGUGCCUGCAACGUAGUGUUUUUUGAGUGAUAAACAGCACGCUGCUGAUAUCAAUGACGUCUGAUUUUUAAAUGCUCGGCCACAUUGUGCGGCAUCGAGGGAUCUUUAAGGAACAAGUUAACGCUUGAAAAACCUUCCUCUUGAAUUCAUGCAUUCUGCUUUUGUGUUUACCGAGUUUCUCUCUUCUUUAUUUUUGCAGUACCCAUUUUGUAAAUGACCGCAACCAAAUAGCCAAUGAGUAAUGGGUGUAAAUUGUAACUGAAAGCUCUUGUGUGUUCUCCUGUAUGAAUGAGGAGAGAAUACAGUACAUUACUGUAGGUGCUGACUCAAACUUUCUGUUUGACCAGAAGGUAUGACUUGGGACAUUUAAUGCAAAAUGUAACAUAUGUGAAUAAAAUAUAAACACUGA
Molecule: messenger RNA, 7712 nt
Organism: Anarrhichthys ocellatus (wolf-eel)
Lineage: Eukaryota; Metazoa; Chordata; Actinopteri; Perciformes; Anarhichadidae
Gene: ubr3
Product: ubiquitin protein ligase E3 component n-recognin 3
Exons: 40
Coding region: 220-5796 (1858 amino acids)
Biological process (GO): ubiquitin-dependent protein catabolic process via the N-end rule pathway; protein ubiquitination
Cellular component (GO): cytoplasm; ubiquitin ligase complex
Molecular function (GO): zinc ion binding; ubiquitin protein ligase activity
Source: RefSeq, a predicted model, not a curated record